Talaromyces amestolkiae is the source of this 11148-nucleotide messenger RNA. RefSeq lists its product as uncharacterized. NCBI's taxonomy places the organism in Eukaryota, Fungi, Ascomycota, Eurotiomycetes, Eurotiales, Trichocomaceae. The transcript has 7 exons. Bases 1 to 11148 code for a protein of 3715 amino acids. The record is from RefSeq and is a predicted model, not a curated record.
AUGUCUACAUCCUCGAUAUAUUCCAAUUUGUCCUCCGGGGCUAUGAGAUAUAUGUUUCAUCAUGUGUUUCUCCCUCCUAAGCUUCCACAAGAGGAUGACUAUAAUCCUGAAUACGAGCUUGCGCUCCUUGAUAGCGUAAUACAAGCCCUCGAACGGUUUAGAACCUGUGUCCCAGUGAAGCAGGAUGGGGUUUUCGCAUCUGUCAUCGAGAUGGUUUGCCGUUUGAAAAGCCAAGCUGGAUUUCACGGAGAUGUGAACGAAGGUAAAUUGUUACAAAACCUGCAGAAAUUGAGUCAUGACGGGGGAUUUUUACCCAUCUAUGUUCAUAGUCAAAACGCCGCAGUUCUAUUAACUGCGGUUAAGGGUGAGAUCCAGACAGAGGCAUUCGAAUUAUCGCCUCAUAAUGAAUCCGUCUAUAGCACCGUGGGCCGGCUACAGCGUCAAUUCCCGGGCCCGGCAUUUGGCUUGGAUCGGGAAACCUUUGAGGAACCGACCCUACAACAUACUAUUGCGCAGACUCUCUCCAGAAUGAGCUAUCAGUCCGCACCCGAGACUACGCCUAAGGUGAGGAAAGCUGGGAAGUCACAUGAAGAGGAGAGAGAUACAACCAAGCCAAUCAUGGUAACCGAACUUUUCAUCACGUUUUUACGACCUCUAUGUCGGGCCUCAGAGAAUAUACAGAUACAGAAGAAUACUCGCGAAGAAGUGCUAUGGUCCAAAACUAGAAUGCCUUGGCGGCGAUCUUCUUUUUGGCUUAUGAUUCGAGUGGUUCUUCAACUAAUCAUCCAAAGACGUUGCGUGCACGAGGGAUUGACGGCAGAACUUUACAAGCACUUUAUGGUGUUCUUCAUGGCUAUGCUUCUCCAAAUGUUCGGUGAGAAGAUAGAUGCCGAAGAAAAAUACAUCAUGACAGCUAAAAUCGCUCGCCGACUGCGGAAGCUUGAUCUGGCCAUUGCUCCUGUUUGGUUUCACGUCGUUGAAGAUGCGCUUGGCCAUGCCAACAGCAGCAUCCAACAGGCUUGGGACUCGGUUGUGUCACAAAACAGGUCGAGUAUAGGGUUGUAUCGCCUGGAAAGUUUGAAUUUCGGAGAAGCCAUCUAUUGUUCGCCGCCAGGUCUAGAUGAAUGGCUGGAAAGUAUUCAUCAACGUCAACGCAUUUCAGCCUCCGCAGAGUUUCAGCCGCGGCCAAAACUGCGACAUUAUCAAGCGACGGAGCUCCCCUUUCAUCUAGACUUCCAUGACCCAGAGUAUGACCUCUUUAACCUCGCCACCGUAGAGAGCUGGGUCGAGUCUCAUCUUGAGAGCUGGCUUCAAAUCCAUUUAGCACAAGGAAGCGCCUGUCAGCAGCUGAGAAACCUGAUCGACCGUUACCAUAAAGUUGCGCUGCCAGUAUACUCCUCCAAUCCAGAAGCCGUUUCAAUUAUGCUUCUUACAAUCUUGGAGUUGUGGAUUGCUUGUGACAAGAUAGCAAUUCAUCUACAUCCCAUGCUCCAGGAAUAUGAUUGUAGUAUCCCGAUGACUAUGUAUUCAUCACUCUUGUUACCCUAUCAAUCUCAGUUGGUACGAUUGGAACAUGCAGAGGCAUAUAUGGAGCAACGGCGAUCCCGCAUACUAUAUCGCGGGUCAGGCAUCUUCAAGGAUUUUGGUACUUCCAAUUGUUUCCCGGUACGGUAUUUCGAUAGAUCUGCAGACCAUCAGAGGUUAUUGGCAGAGAUCGAAGAACGCGCUGCUAGCGAGAGAGCAGCGAAGCGGGCAGAACUUGAGCUAAAGCAAGAAAAAUAUCGAGAUCUACUUGCUCUGGUCAAUAAAAUGAACUGCACGUACAUCGACACUAUAGUCGAUCAUCGUUUUAAUAUUCAUGAAUCCCGCCAUAGCCAGUCUUGCGGGCGUUGUGGCUAUGAUAAGCAGGCAAAAGCAAUCAGCAUCGAGAUUCACGAAUGGCCUUUGUCAUCUAAUCACCUACAGGCCAAGUCAACUGUCUUCGAACUGAGGAGACCACAGCCAUUCGCCUGGUGGCGUGAAGCCACGCUCUGUUUUCUCAGUAUUCUGCACGUUGAGUACUCCGCCCAUAAUCGACCUCGAGCUGAUUACAGGCCUCAAUCAUACCGUGGGCUAUCGUCCUUUUAUACUCAUGUCGAAGACGCAGGAAGAAUCCACCUUCUUUCACAGGUCAAACCUCACCUUGGCACACACAGGAGGGAUAGGAGGAUCAUUCACGUGACUGAUGAAGAUGUGUGUCUUAACAACGGGAUGUAUCUCCAGUAUUAUGAUGAUUCCGCUGGCUGUUUCGUGGCGGACUUUGACUUCGGAAAGGAGACAACUGCAACAUUGUGCACCUAUCGGCUACCUGAAAAAAGUUCAUCGUUACAGAAAUUUUUAUUUCGACCAGCAGGUAGCAGUGAUGGACCAGCCCCUAAUACGGUCAUUUCCUCUCUAAAUAUGUGCCCGGAGGACAUGACGCUUGCAGAAUACAGGGCGCUCUGUGCAAUGCCACUCGGUAUGCACAUACAGUGGCAAAACAUCCUCCGGCAGUUAGCCAUGCCAAAUGUCGUUUGGAAAAAGACAGAAACAUGCAUUUUUCUUUUACAGUUGGUCAAUCAGGCGGGCCCGGCCGGAAGCUCUUUCUUGAGAACUGGACAUGCUAUUCUCGAAGAUGAUCGAUUCGCAGUGGCACUGCUAACCGAGGUCAGAAAGUUGGCAGAAAGAAUUGAAGAAAAUUGGGAAUCAGCUCAGGAGCUGUUGGCGUUGAUUCUGAUCAUCCAGAGAGUGCUCUCCCUUUCCAAUUCCACCGCAAUACACGAUCUCUGUUUUGAUAACCUAUCAUACGUACGGGAUGUUGCAUUCCGUUGGGUUACUAUUGUCAGGGACAAGGCAAACAGCACAGUUGAAGACAGUCAUCGUACCGCAUUGAUGGCUCACAGUGCUCACAUUGCCUUGAUUUGUGCAUGUACCUUUGGUACAGAAGGAGCACAUCUUUCUCGGAUUGUGGAGAGCACAUCGGCGGUAACAAUUUUCCUUCAAUGCUGUAUGAUGAUUCACGACAGGGAAAGUAUUCUCGACAUGAAAGCCAACGCGCUGCUUCCAAUUCUAAUGUUUCGAUGGAAGUCUUUAUCCUAUCGUUACUAUCGACUCAUAGCCGAAAACAGCACCCUCCUUCGUAAACAAUCCGCGGCUCUAGAUGAGGCUAUUGCACGGACGUGGGCCGCAUACCACAAGGGCUCUCCUUGGUCUGUUGUAUCAAGAGAGACUAACUAUUGGUUAGUUACUCGAAUGACAUCCGAAUCCUCAAAAACGAGUGACUUGUGUGUGCAUUAUAACAUUCUGAAUGGGGAGCUACUCAUCAAUGGCCGCCCGCUUGCUUCGCUGCCUUCUAGGUACGAACGCCAUCAAACGUAUCAGUCUUUAUUUGGGCGGUCACUCGUUGAGGUGAUGCCCAGUAACCUUCCCGGAAUGCAGUUUUCCGGACAGCGGAGACACAGGGGCUAUACGAUACAUUUCGGGAAAAAGGAGAUUUCUGGAUCAAAAAUAUUUGAUCUCUGUGUUCGUGCGAUAGAUGAAAGGGAGACCUUGGAGUUUAUUCCACCAAGACUAUUCGCCGGGUGGUUCCCUGACGCUUUCGUGGAGGAUUACACCCACUGGUAUAACAUGGAUCAAGGAUACGUGGAGUUUCGACCCAUCAAGAACCCAUGGCUGGCAUCAAAUGGCAACUGGAAACUUCAAAAGACUGAUGCACAUCGUGAUUGGUGUCUCAUGAAAGGUAGCAACAGUUUGAUUUGCUUACGAAGUGAGGCGGCAAAGCAGAUGUCCAACAUCCUAAGCCCGUUGGAGAAUGCCUCGAAAAUGCAAUGUACGCUGGUGGGCUCCUCUAUCGUGGAAAUUGAGAUACCCCGUCUGAGAACUAGUUUCACUCUUCAGGUGGGACACUCUGCCAUGCGAUCUCGCCAGUACCCUGGAAUGGUGAUUGCUGAGGACCAAUCCUUGGGUACGCUUGUUGGUCUUCGCAAUAAGCUGAUACUGAGGAGUGAAGUCAAUGACGAACGCAUGGUGCUUAUCCCUGAGGGUCCUGUGACAUGGAAACGUGUGAUAGGCCACAUUGCAAUCAUUAUCGGAUGGCAACAAGUCACCUGUGUCCAUUCUUACUCAAUAGAUAGUCAGUUGGGCCGACUGGUCGACAACGGAAGUCUACAGAGCAAGCUCCUGCUAUGCUAUUUGCAUGCUGUUAGUUCCUUUUGUAUCCCAGACCCUCUCACUGGAAAGACGGGAACUGAAGAAUCAUUAUGCAUUCUUCGAUCCGCGUCCCUGCGUUCUUUUACACAAUUGCAACUAGAAAAUACCGCGAUUCUGGAAAAGCUGGCAGAGCUCACUCCUCAAAGGCAGUACUAUCCGGACAAUGAAAAAAUAAUGCAGACGAUCAAGUGGCGGAGAGAUCUUCAUUGCUUGUCACAUCAUGAAGAUUUUCAGAAAGAGGUGGCGGAUAUAUUCGACCAGGACCGUAGGAUGAGAAUUUUCUAUCCAAACAUCCCGAUAGAUAAGCCUGCAUUGCCAGACUCAGACCCCCAGUUACUGCAACGUUCUCGACUUCGUACAUCAACCUUUAGGGUCUCAGGUUUUGGAGCUGAAGACUUCACAACUACACACGAUUGCAUUUAUCCUGGUCGCGACAGAUUUUACCAGUCCGAUGAGUGCAGUCGCAUCUAUACUCUUUGUCACACUCUUAACCACAACUACGGAUUCCUGGAAGGGAUGGAAUCUUCAAGCAUUGUCUCUCAUCUUUGGAAUUUUCUUACCAAGUAUGACAGUAUAAACGGCCCUGAAGCUUUGAUGGAUUCGGCCAAUAUCCGAUACGAUGCUAGCUACAUAUUGGAUCCAAAUAAAAUUAUUGCCACAAAUUGGUGUGGUAUUCAUCGCGCAUUCUAUGACCACCCCUCUCGUCCGAACAAGUAUCAAGUCAUGAUUUGGCUUUCAACCUUGGCAUUUUCGAAGCGUUCGGACAUGGUGGCUCUGAGAGUCCUUGCAGCGAUGUAUACUCUCACUGAUAUGGGGGUCUUGUGGCCGCCCCGCAGACCAAGAUUUUGGCCAAAAAGAGGGUACGAGUUCAAUGAGCAAGAAUUAAGAUCUAGUACCAGCGGCGCCAUUUGGUUCACGACCCCGGAAUCCCAAUUAUCUCCUGAACCAUGGGAAAGUUACCCGACGUUUCAGUCGCGGAUAAAGAAACGUACGAAAGACAAUAGGAGACAAGCAUUGGAUGAAUUCAUGCGAGACUUGCGUCAACAGUGGCCAAUCUCUUCCUCAACGAUUCCUCCAACCAAGGGGAAUCUCAAAUUUACUGACUACUUUGACGUCAAAAAAGUUAUGGAGCAGCGCGCAAAGCGGUUGGUGAGUCUAAUAGAUCGUCCCGAGGAUCUUAUCCAGGAAUUUCAGAACCAGGGCCAUUCCAACUGGGACCCAUACGAUUAUCCAGAGUCACUGCUGCUGGAGAUCGAGAAUGGAAUUUUAAUUCGAGACGUGCAGGAGGAGAUAGCGCGAAAGAUGCGAACGUUAAAACCGGGUUCUAACGCAGUCAUGCAGCUCAACAUGGGUGAAGGCAAAUCCUCAGUCAUCGUGCCCAUUGUUGCAGCUGCUCUGGCCGACGGAUCUCGCUUAGUCCGCGUUCUUGUCGCUAAGCCACAGUCAGGUCAGAUGUUUCACAUGCUGGUCUCAAAGCUUGGAGGUCUUCUGGGUCGACGGAUCUAUCAGUUGCCUGUGUCGCGGUCACUUCGAAUAGGUAUAUCGGAGGCGGAUGAGACCGAGCGCAUGUGUCGAGAUUGCAUGAAGACCGGGGGGAUUCUCUUAGUCCAGCCGGAACACAUACUAUCUCUCAGACUUAUGUGCCUUGAAUCCUUCAUUAUGGGCAAGAUUGAGAUUGGGAGAUCUAUUUUUCGAACGCUUCAAUUAUUCCGUAAUUCGUCUCGCGACGUAGUGGAUGAGAGCGAUGAGAAUUUUAGCGUCAAAUUUGAGCUUAUCUACACUAUGGGUGCUCAGCAGCUCUUGGAAUUCAGCCCAGAGAGAUGGAUUGUCGUCCAACAAAUCUUGGAGCUGGUAAGGAGGUACGCUGUAGACAUGAAGGAGGAAUUUGCUCGCUACAUCGAAGUGGAUCAACACCGGCCAGGGAGAUUUCCUCGAAUAAGAUUGCUGCACGAUAGUGCGGGUCGAGAGCUUCUUGGACGGAUUGCCCAACACAUCUGUGAGAAUAAUAUUGACUCCUUAGCGAUCUCGCGGCAGACCGAGAAAUCGAGGAGAGCCAUUCUGAAGUAUAUUCUGAAUCCUGACUUAUCGGCGCAAGAGAUUGACGACGUUGAAAACGAAGCCCCCUCCAGCUUUUGGAGUGACAGCACGAAAGAUGCGCUUCUUCUCUUGAGGGGGCUUCUUGCUGGUGGUGUUCUAGCUUUCUGCCUUGGACAGAAGCGUUGGAGGGUCAACUACGGUUCUGAUCGUAUAAGACACCCAGCAAGCAGGCUUUCGGUUCCAUAUCGUGCGAAGGACAACCCAGCUCCAAGAUCGGAAUUCAGUCACCCGGAAGUUGUCAUCGUCCUCACAAGCCUGAAUUAUUACUACGGCGGUUUAGAUGACGAAGAGGUGCUUCUCGCGUUUGACCAUCUAGUCAAAUCAGAUCAAAAGGAAAUUGACUUUCAGAUCUGGCUAAAUGAUGCGCCAACGCUCCCACAGGCAUACCGCCAAUUAGGCGGCAUCAACCUCCAGGAUCGGUUUCACUGUGUGGCUCAUGUUUUCCCUCACUUUAAAUUUUCCAAAGGCACUAUCGAUUACUUUCUCAGCCAUAUUGUGUUUUCUAAAGAAAUCAAGGAGUUUCCAAAUAAAUUGUCUGCCUCGGGGUGGGAUAUCGGCGAGCUCAAGACAAAUCCAAUGGUUGGUUUCAGUGGCACUAAUGACUCCCGCGAGACCCUUCCUCUGAGUGUAACGCAAUUGGACCUUCCAGAGCAAAAUCACACGAACGCAUUGGUUCUGGAGUAUCUACUACGACCUGAGAAUUCGGUGGCAUUUAUACCCUCGCGAGCCAACAAGUCCAUCUCGGACGCACAAGUGCUGCUGGACAUGGUCGUGACUCUCGAUCCGCCAACACAAGUUAUUCUCGAUGUGGGUGCCCAGAUAUUAGAACUCACCAACCUACAGGUUGCACGAGCCUGGCUAAGCAUAACAUCGGAUGACAAGCAAAAACAGGCCGUUGUUUUUGUCAACGAGUUCGACGUCAUCUGCGUUGUGGACCGCGCUGGAAUCAUUGAACCACUUCAAAUAUCACCAUUUGCCAAGCAGCUUGAGGCAUGCUAUAUUUUCUUGGAUGAAGCUCACACGAGGGGUAUUGAUUUGCGGUUACCAUCAUUUUAUCGGGCAGCAGUGAUCCUCGGGGCCGGUAUGACAAAAGACAAGUUAGUACAGGAAACAUGGAGUGACAUGUAUCGCAGCAUACCCCUUUGGGCGGUUCAGGGGAAGCGAUUUGGUCGCCAGAACGCGUUGUGGAAUUUGUAUCAUGAUCAAAGAGAGAUGCCAUCUAGACAGGCAAAAGCCUUUCUCGAAGAAGAGUCUCAAACCCUUGAACAACGAUACCGGCCACGCCACUCGUCUGACUUUAAGCCUGAAGCCGUACCCUCUCAGACAAGAAAUUUACACCUCAUUCAGCAGAGAUGCCGUCUAUUCAAUGAUCUAAAUUUCAGUUCCGCACAGCUUCACGAGGAACAGGAGCGGGAACUUUCACCGGAGAUCGAAAGAGAGCGGGAGGUUCAGAGGCCACCGCCAGCAAUACCCAAAGAACACCACCUUGACGAGCAUGUAAUAUCCUUUGUAUCUACCGGAAUUAUGGCGAACACCGCGGCCUUUCGACCUGCAUUUGAGAUUCUUCGACAUACAUCGGCCGCCAAUCACCUGGAUCUAUCCGAGUUUCCUCCUGGACUUCUCGUUACCAGCGACUUCGCCGAAACUGUCUUGAGACCCAGAGGCCGUUCAUGUAUGGACGAUUACCAACGCUCAGUCGAGUGGCUUCUGAUCAGUCACGGACCCGUCCCCUCAGUUGUGAAACACAUGCUGAUUAUCAGCCCUUUCGAGGCAAACAAACUGCAUAGUGAGGUUCAACGGUCCAAUGUAGUCUCGAUGCACAUAUACGCACCACGACAGAAUCGAAGUCUCCGUUCUCUUGACGAACUGAAUCUCUAUCCAGUUUCGAAGACUGUUACGGCGAUUCGCAUACCCACAGUUCUCAAGAUACAGCUCAACCUGUUUUCAGGUCAACUUUAUCUGUCAUCGUCUCGCACUGAUCAUAUUGCGGUACUGGAUAUUGACCACCCCGGCUCUGAUGGGUUGUACGCACUACGCGCCUUGGACGUUCGCGGUUUUCACGGAGACUUGGAUUUGCAAGGCUUUGAUGUACAGAAAAUUGGGAAUACGCUCCGAUUUUGGUUGAUUAACCAUAGACCACCGAUUGACUACCUUACCGGAGCUUUCCUCGACCCUAGUGUGGUUGGGGCCAACUCCACUAUCGAGGUAUUUGAUCUGGCGGAAGGCUCGGAUAUACUCAAAUAUGUGAAAACGAUUCAUAGUGAUGCGAUUAUAUCACCCAAUAGCCUAGCUGUGGAUAAGGAUGGCACGGGCGUUGUCAUUACCAAUGAUCACAAUGCCAAGGUCGGUGCUUUUCGUGAUGUGGAGAUGCUGUAUCGCUCAGGUACCCUCACGUAUUGCCAAAUUGAGUCUGGAGAAUGUCAUAUCGCAGCUACGGAAGGACUUGCGUUUCCCAAUGGGGUCGUCAGUGAUCACAACGGAUUAUUCUAUGUCGCGCAUUCUUUGACAGGCACGGUAACAGUCCAUCGUUUGGAAAAUGGUCAAUUAAUCCAAAUCGAGUCAAUUCCGCUAGGCUAUCCAAUUGAUAAUAUCUCGCUCGAUGCAGAUGACAAUCUGAUUGCAGCUGCGAUCCCUGAUCUGCUCGGAUACGUCAAGGCUUCAGAGGAUCCAUACAAUCUUAUUGCGCCAGCUACCGUGCUCUCAAUUGAGAGUAUUGUUGGCCAUAUAACAAGCCACAGGAAUGAUUAUAGGAUUAUAAAAUUGAUUGAAGACGACGGUGGAAAAGUCCUCCCCGGCAUAUCGAGUGCGCUGCACGAUGUGAAGUCGCAACUAUCAGGUGUCAACGAUAUUCUAACCCUCUUUGGAUCUGGUAAAGAGGGUGAUAUUGUAGCUAAGGCCAGGAAUGAAAACACAGAAGCAGCGCGAUUUCAAAUACUUGCAUCCGUUGCGGAGACUUUCGAAGAAUGUAUUUGCUCGCUGAUUUACGAGGCUCGAAAAGUUGUUCGAGACUCAAGUACUACAGUUGAAUUACCUGUUGUAUCUGACUUGCCGCCAGAACCUAGCUCUCCCAUUAGCGACGACAUGGUCAUCGUAGGAGACGAUGCUCGUACACAGUGGCUUGCUGACUGGUACGAGGGCCUUUCAUACUGCACUUGGAAUGCACUCGGUCAGAAUUUGACCGAAGAUAAAAUACUCGAGGCUCUUGAUGCUUUGAAGUCCCAUGGAAUCCAAGUUGUGAAUCUGAUUAUUGAUGAUAACUGGCAGUCUCUUGAUAAUGAAGGCAAAGAACAGUGGCAUCGUGCUUGGAAGAGUUUCGAAGCCAACAAAAAAGGAUUCCCUUCAGGUCUGCGGCAUACAACUAGCGUCAUACGGCAGCGACAUCCAAAUAUUGGACACAUUGCAGUCUGGCAUGCCCUUAUGGGCUACUGGGGUGGUAUAUCACCAGAAGGAGAGCUGGCUCAAAAGUACAAGCUCAAAGAGGUUGACAGGAAGGAUACCGUUGCUGGAGGUAAAAUGCUUGCGAUUGAUCCUGAUGAUAUCAAUCAAUUCUACAAUGAUUUUUACUCGUUUUUGACAUCGGCCGGCAUCGAUGCCGUAAAGACUGACGCCCAAUUCUACAUCGAUUUGCUGGUCAGUGCAGAGGAUCGAAAACGAUUCAUCUCAUCAUAUCAGGAUGCAUGGACAAUUGCUUCGCUUAGAUAUUUCAGCACUCGUGCCAUUUCAUGCAUGUCAAUGACACCGCAGCUCAUAUUCCACUCUCAUUUACCGACCAACAAGCCUAGCAUUCUUGUUCGUAACUCCGAUGACUUUUUCCCAAACAUUGCGGAUUCUCAUCCUUGGCACGUAUUUUGUAAUGCUCAUAAUUCACUCUUGUCGGCUCAUUUGAAUAUCAUUCCUGAUUGGGACAUGUUCCAAACAAGUCAUCCCUAUGCUUCGUUUCAUGCCGCUGCUAGGGCUGUUUCAGGUGGACCAAUCUAUAUAACUGACAAGCCAGGUGAGCAUGAUAUCGAACUGAUCAAUCAAAUAACCGCACCGACGACCCGAGAUACCACGGUCAUACUCCGUCCAAGUGUUGUAGGUCGCACGGUGGAUGUUUACCACAACUACAAUGAAGGAAAUAUACUCCGUAUCGGGACAUACAGUGGUUGGGCUCGCACCGGAAGCGGUAUACUUGGGCUGUUCAACAUCAGCCCGGCAGAUGUCUCGACCAUUGUCCCACUCAAUAUAUUUCCGGGUGUCAAUACAACCGGGGCAAAUUCAAGCUCCUCCUUCCCCUCUAAUGACCAUAGUGACGGCUAUUCCAGCUAUAUAAUUCGAUCACAUUCUACCGGGGUAAUUAGCGAUAUCAUGACACUGAAUGGCGCAUAUUCUUUGGUUUCUGUUUCUCUCACAGUCAGAGGCUGGGAGAUAUUGACCGCAUAUCCUCUCCGCACAUUCACGCUCGAAGGCAGCCGUGGCUGUCCCUCAACAUCCUCCUCAAUGACGUCCUUGCUGACCCACGUUGCUGUUUUGGGUCUCAUUGGCAAGAUGACAGGUGUUGCUGCUGUGGUGACUUCAGAUGUCACAGUUGUCGACAGUGGACGGUUAAAGUUUGACGUGAAUCUCAAGGCUCUAGGUGUACUUGGCAUUUACCAUUCUAGUCUGGAAAGCAAAGAUAUUGAUAAACAUAUCAUGGUCAUGAUUUCAGGACUCGCGGUACCAAGAGAGACCGUAUGGAAGGAUCGAGACAACGUCCUCGCGGUAGACGUUCUCCAGGCAUGGAAGGCGUUGAAAUUAGACGCUGGUUGGAGCAACGAGGUGCGGAUCCAGGUGUUUAUAAAUUAG